CUCGUAUGGAGGAAUUCAACUCUCUCCAUUGUUAUUCCCUUCCUUUCCUCCCACAUAACAGGAGCUCAGUUCUCAUCACUCGGCCCAAAAACCUUCAUUCUCGACAAUGGAGUCCUCAGGUAUCCAUCCACCUCAAACUUCUUCGGCGAGAGCUCUCGAUACUUCGCGAACUGCUGCUUCGCCUCAUCGUUCUUAUCCAGCAGACUGUAAAUCAUUCCCCUGCAGAAAUACGGCCGGAAAUCUUUGGGAUCCUCCUUCGACAGCUCAUGAGCAUUCUCCAGCCUCGCAAUCACCGCCUCCCCUUCCCCACUCUUGUCCAUGAGCAGCGCAUUCUCGAAAAGAGCCUCGAACGACAGAGGGUUCACAGAUAGAAUUUCCUCGAACACCUUGCGGGCAUUCUGGGACUGACCCAUCUCGUUGUACAACCUCGCCAUCAAGAACUUCCACUCCACCGCCGCGGGCUGGGCGGCGACGAGACGGGUCAGGAUCUUGAGAGCCUCCUCGUCUUCCCGGCUCUCGAGCUUCUGCUGCAGCAGAGACUUCAGAGACUCAACGGCUUCGGUGUUGCCCACGAGAAACUCGGACAAAGGAGAGGCGAACGAGGAAGAAGA
This is a messenger RNA of Linum tenue, 611 nucleotides long. The record is from the annotation of a GenBank genome assembly. Lineage: Eukaryota; Viridiplantae; Streptophyta; Magnoliopsida; Malpighiales; Linaceae.